Messenger RNA from Rhagoletis zephyria (snowberry fruit fly), 1140 nucleotides. The record is from RefSeq and is a predicted model, not a curated record. NCBI's taxonomy places the organism in Eukaryota, Metazoa, Arthropoda, Insecta, Diptera, Tephritidae.
AUGAUCAUUCUCGACACUUCACCUGCAACAACUACUGCUCCGGAGCAGCUUCCCCAUGAAAAUGGUCACUUUUUCGAGGGUGCAGAAAAGCGUCUAGUCGUCUACUAUGCCACCAGCACCAACACAGUCGACACUACUUCGUCCUUUGUGCUACCGGACCUUCGCACUGUUCCGCAAAGUGAAUGGGAGGAAGUGCUGGAGUUGGCCAACUGCAAGAUUCUACACAGCAUGUCUAACAGUGAAAUGAUUGCCUACCUGCUCAGCGAAUCCUCAAUGUUCAUCUCCCGCAAUUGUGUGCUCCUCAAAACUUGUGGCACCACAACUCUCCUGCUCGCUCUACCAAAGCUGCUCCAGCUGGCUCCUAAACUGGGCCUUCAAGUGGUCGAUGUCUACUACUCGCACAAGAACCUGCUCAUUCCCCAGGCUCAAUCAGCGCCACACCUCAGCUUUGAUCAAGAGUGCGACUUUCUCAACAACAAACUGCCUUCAAAAGGUGUGAAAACAGCAUUCUCAGCAGGUAACAUGAGCCUUGACAGAUUCUUUCUCUACUCACACAACAGCGACACCUUUGAACGCAGCCCAAACUUCAGUAAAAAUGAGCAUCUAAAGUUUGAAAUGAUCAUGGAGAAUCUGAAUGAAUCGGUGAUGGAGCAGUUCAUUUUCACUGGCAAACCACAUGUUACGGCAAAGGAAGUGACGAUCAAAUCGGGCAUUUCACGCUUGAUUCCUGAAAUGCAAAUUGAUGAUUACAUCUUUGAUGGCUGUGGUUACUCGAUGAAUGGACUCAGUGGCACAAACUACCUCACCAUUCACAUUACUCCUGAGAAAGGUUUCUCUUUUGUGUCGCUUGAAACUAACAUUCCAAUGAAGGAUUAUGGCGCCUUUGUUCGAAAGGUGCUGAAGUGUUUCAAGCCGGGUAAACUUCAGAUCAAUUUGAUGCUAGCCGAAAGUGAACAGUUUAAAAAAAUAGUGCCAGUCUUUGGCUCUCCCAUCGAUUCAAUUGACGAUUUAAUCAAAGUGGUGCAAAGUGACUCCAAGUUUAUCGCCAUGAAUGGUCGGUCCAUCUACUGGUACGAUCUGGUUAAUGCCAAGGCGGAUAAUUUCGUGUACUACACACUGGGCAAGCACCUUAAUCGGUAA